CUUACUUAAGGUCGUGGCAAUUUCAACACCAAUGGUUUCGUCGCCAGCCGACUUAACACCCGACUUACAGGUUGCUAAAAAGGCAAUGGAAUCACCUUGGGUCGAGAAAUACAGACCCAUUGAUUUAAAAGAUAUCGUGGGUAAUGAAAAUACCAUCUGUCGUUUGUCCGUUUUUGCUCGAGACGGCAACUUACCGAACAUCAUAAUAGCUGUAACCUGUUUUUUAUUUCUUACUAACCUUUCUGUAGGGUCCUCCAGGUUGUGGAAAAACCACAAGUAUCUUAUGCUUGGCCCGCACUCUGCUAAAGAGUGCCUAUAGAGAAGCGGUCCUUGAGUUAAAUGCAUCGAACGAAAGGGGUAUCGAAGUAGUAAGGACUAAAAUCAAGAUGUUCGCUCAAAAAAAGGUCAGUCUUCCUGAAGGAAGGCAAAAAAUAAUCAUCCUCGAUGAAGCCGACAGCAUGACUGAAGGUGCUCAACAGGCACUUCGACGGAUCAUGGAGUUAUACUCUCGAACAACUCGUUUUGCAUUGGCUUGUAAUGAUUCUUCGAAGCUCAUCGAACCAAUACAAUCAAGAUGUGCUGUUUUACGUUAUGCUCGUUUAACAUCUGCACAAGUGAUGGCCAGAUUGCUAGAAGUUUCGCGUAUCGAAGAUGUUUCGUAUACAGAAGAAGGUUUGGAAGCCAUUGUGUUCACUGCAGACGGUGACAUGAGACAGGUAAAGUUUGUCUUGUUUCUUAUAACGUAAUUGAGAAAAAUGAAAUAUCCUAUUAUAAAUUUGAAGAAAGUAAAAAUGAAGAUUUCAGUUAAAUGAUAUAAAUCCACGGACCACAUCUGCUUACAACCUAGAAACAAUAGAAUUAACCAUUAAAGAGCAAAAUUUCGGCUCAACAUCCAGAUGUUUGAUGGUAGGCCAAUAAUAUAAGUACUCUAGAAGAAAUCUGACAGGCUCUAAAUAAUCUCCAAUCAACUUAUGAAGGAUUUGGGAUGGUCAGUAGCGAUAAUGUCUUUAAAGUUUGUGAUGAACCCCACCCAAUGCUUAUUAAACAGUUAAUUGAUCAUUGUUCUAAGGGUGAAUUGUCAGCUGCUCACAAGAUCUUACGUCAUUUAUGGACUUUGGGAUAUUCCGCUGAAGAUAUUAUCACCAUCACUUUUCGAGUAAUAAAGAAUCAUCCAAUGGAAGAGUAUCUCAAAUUGGGAUUUAUAAAAGAGGUUGGCCUUACUCAUUUACGAAUUUCCGAAGGACUAGGUACAUACCUACAAUUAGCUGGUCUCCUUGCUCGCCUUUGUAAAAUAGUGUUACCAAAAUAAAAAUUUUGUUUUUAUUAAUAUACCAUUUCCGAAUGUUUAUUUUGUACAGCUAGUGACUACCUUGAUGUGCUUGUAUUAAACUCUUCUCACAUUUCAGAUUUUUAUUUUUGUAUUACGACAAUGUUAAACUAAAAUGUAUAAAUAUAACAACCUGGCUAAGUUCAUUUUAUCGUCUAAUAAUUGUUGCUAAAAAUAAGAUAAAUAAAUGAUACCCAUCUA
Schistosoma haematobium is the source of this 1528-nucleotide messenger RNA. RefSeq names its product Subunit of heteropentameric Replication factor C (RF-C). The transcript has 6 exons. The coding region runs from base 387 to 746 and encodes 119 amino acids. Lineage: Eukaryota; Metazoa; Platyhelminthes; Trematoda; Strigeidida; Schistosomatidae. The record is from RefSeq and is a predicted model, not a curated record. Gene Ontology annotation, cellular component: nucleus; DNA replication factor C complex. Gene Ontology annotation, molecular function: DNA clamp loader activity. Gene Ontology annotation, biological process: DNA repair; DNA-templated DNA replication.